CUUUCUAAAAAACCGCAAUAUACAACUUAUUAUUGCUUAAUAAUAAACCUGUUAUAAUCACUAUUCUCUCUUAAUGAUCUUCGCGACUGCCUAUAACACCAAUAGUGAUGGAUUGGGAUCGCAAUAGGCGAUUUGAUGAUCACCGUGGCGGAGAGAGUUAUCGCCCUGCUGGCUCACGGGGAUAUUUGCGACGCAGCAGAUCUCCACGGGUCCAUUCCCCUCGUCUUGUCGCAGAUACAUGGGUUCCACCGCACGGGCGAACAUAUGGCCGCGCCCGUAGUCGUUCACCCCCAGUCUCUAGACGGCGAAGUCCUUCGUUUUACAGUCGGGAUACGGGAAAUAAAGCCUAUGUGAAGGCAUGCUCACCACCCAGACGCUUCUCUCCUAGGCGGAGUGAAGCAAGAAAUAGAUCACCUCCCCAGGUUUCCUGGCGGUCAAGAACUCCCUAUGGCGAAUCCCGACGUCGUGAUAUUUCAUGGGGGCGAAAUACUCCCAAACGGCCGCGAGAUCCAUCACCACGCAGCCAAGAUUUUAGGUACCCUAGGCGAGAGCGCCAUCCAUCUUCUGCAGAUUCAUAUAUGAAAUCUGAUAUUUCAUUUCGGAAUAGUGGCAGCCGUGCGCCACUUCCACAUCGAUCUCGAAGCCCUUUCCAAGGAGCACGCAGGGAUCGCAACCCAGAUAUCUCUUUGACCCCAAAAAAUCGCUCACCGUCUCCCAAAGGUGCAUCGCCUUUACGCGCUUCUACUUCUGGGUCGCUCCCUGGUUCAAGGCGAUCCUCGUCUUCUGCCGAAAAGUUCAAUAUGAUGUCGUCUAAUAUCCAUAGCCGGUCACCCACUCAUCACAAUUCAUACGGGGGCUUUUCUGGACAUUUGAAUCACUUGUCCUCACGUGAAGACAGUUUGCACGUCAUCAAGGAUAGGCCUACUACCGAAGAUAGGCCUCCUACUGAAGAUAGGCCCCAUACUGAAGAAUUAAGACAUAGGUCUCCAAUAUUGGAGCAGCCCAUGAAUAGAGGACAAUGCAUUGACACCCUCGGGCUACAGCAACAUUCAGAAACACACGAGAUAGCUAGCCAACCUAACCCAGUCUAUCCCCGGAAUGUUCCACUUCAACCAAAAGCAUACUCCAACUCGUUAGAUGGCCAAACACCACCCUCUGGACCAUCUAAUGGCCCUAAAACAAUGUCGUUACAAAACCGUGCGCCGAACAUAUCUUUACUGUCGGCUCCGACUCGGCCACGCGGCAGCCCUGGAUUUAAGGAGGCGCCCUGGUCAGGAUCCCCAGCCCGGCGUGGACCUUCGUCAACCGGUCUCCGUGGGCCUCCGCCAACCGGUCCUCGCAGUAGUAUUUUGCCAACCGGUCCAGGCGUGGAGUUAUCCCGGCCCCAUCUUAACAACAGACAAAGUAGCCUCAGCGGCCCCUCCUACCCUCCUCGUAUUCCGAGGCAUACUAGCCACCUCGCCGGACUCCGUCCAAUAAUUCCGGAUGGCAAGCUUCUUCCAUCUAGUCUUGAUGUGGCUACGGACAAGCGUCUUUCUCAAUUAGAUGCAGACAAAGACAAAAUUUUCGACCAAAUUGGCAAUAGCCAAAUUUUGAGGCGACUUGGUAUUCGAGAUUGGGAUAGGCUUGAUAGAGAAAGUUCAAUCUGUGCACUAAAGAGUGAACUGGCAGAAGGACACCUGCAGUGUAUAGCUGAUGUUGAAGGCGUGCAUGUUGGCGCAAUGUUUUGA
This is a messenger RNA of Aspergillus heteromorphus CBS 117.55, 1730 nucleotides long. RefSeq lists its product as uncharacterized. The record is from RefSeq and is a predicted model, not a curated record. The transcript is spliced from 2 exons. Bases 108 to 1730 code for a protein of 540 amino acids. Lineage: Eukaryota; Fungi; Ascomycota; Eurotiomycetes; Eurotiales; Aspergillaceae.